CCGUCUCCAUCAAUUCUGCUAUAAAGGACACCGAUUUUCGUUGCUUUUCUUCGCUUAUUUCUCUCGUAAUUCAACGCCGCAGGGCGACGCAAAACGCAACUGAUAUUUCUCGUUAUUUUUCUCUUCUCUGCUGCUACGUCUCUGAAGCUGCUCGGAAGACUUCUUCAAUGUCUCCGUUCUUCUCCAAUCGUCCGAAUCAGUAUGGAGAUUCCAGUUUUCUCCACGGCGUGGUGAGUGAAGCAGCCUCGGCCGUUCAUAAGGUUGCCGGUGAUGUGGCUCCCGAGGUUCGUAGUCCUGGAUUGGUGGCACCCCACUCUGGCUUCAUCAAGCCUAUUUUAUCCGACGCCUUUUCCGCCGCCCAUGGUGUUGCUACUGAGCUCCAGAAUGCUGGAACUCAUGUCGCAGCUGAAGCAAUCUCGGCUGCCCAAAUGUCUCCUCAGGGCCAAAUUUCUGGACUGUUGGGCACUGCCUCUGGACUUGUCAAGCAGGUCUCAUCCGAUGCCAUCUCGGCUGUCCAAAUGUCCCCGGGAGGGUCUCCUCAGGGUCAACUUUUUGGACUGGUGGGCAAUGCCUCUGGAUUCGUCAAGCAGAUCUCAUCCGAUGCCAUCUCGGCUGCUCAAAUGUCUCCGGGUGUGUCUCCUCAGGGUCAACCUUCUGGACUGUUGGGCACUGCCUCUGGUUUCGUCAAGCAGCUCUCAUCCGAUGCCAUCUCAGCUGCCCAAGGUGUGGCUACUGAGGUCCAGCAUGCUGGAAUGGUUGGUGAACCUUUGUCCAAUAUUGAUCGACUUGUCAAGCAUGUCUCAUCCGAGGCCAUCUCGGCUGUCCAAAAUGUUCCAGGAGUGGCUACUGCGGUUGGGAGUGGUGGAGUGCUGAACACUGCCUCGGGAUUCUUCAAGCAGGUCUCAUCUGAUGCCAUCUCUGCCGCCCAUGGUAUGGCUACUGAGGUCCAGCAUGUUGGAGCGGUUGGCAAAUCUCUGGCUAAGAUGGAUAAUCUUGUCAAGCAGGUCUCAUCUGAUGCCAUCUCGGUCACCCAAAAGGUUGCAGGAGCAGCUGCUGGAUUGGCUUCUGAUGUUCAGCAUGGUGGAAUUUUGGGCACUGCCACUGGACUCAUCAAGGAUGUGUCAUCCCAAGCCAUCUCAGCUGCCCAAGGCGUGGUUACUGACUUGAAGCAUGGAGGAGCGGUUAAAGAAGAAACUCAGAGGCUGAAAUACUUGGCAUUUGUGCAAGUAGCCAUUGUCCAUAUGUUUUUGUUGUUCACCAACUUCUUCACUACCCUGAAGCAAAAUUCCGGACCCUUGAAGCCUGCUCUUCAGAUAGUUGAGACAUUAGUUAAAACCGUGAUCGGACCAAUUUUUUAUAAGUUCUUUGACGUCUUUUAUGAUCUACUCGAAUUUGCCGAUGACAAGAUUGGUGAACUUGUGACUAAGAUUGACAGUCUUCUCCCUUCAGUCAUCAAGGAGCCGUUAUCCGAAGUCGUUUCGGUAGGCCGAAAUGUUUUAGGACUGACUGUUGACACGCCUGCUACUGAGGUUCGGAGUACUCUAGUGCCAAGCACUUCCUCCGGAUUCCUCAAUCAGAUCUCGCCCGGAGCCAUCUCGGCUAUUGAAGGUGUGGCUAGUCAGGUCCAGAAUUCCGGAUUGAUUCCCGAACAACUUCAAAUUCUGAAGUACAUGAAAUACAUCAAAUUCUUCAUACAAGUGCAAGCAGCCGCUCUCCGUUUAGUCAAAUUCUACUUUCGAGUUAAGAAAAUGUUAAGACCGUUGGAGCCUAUCAUCGAUGCCAUCGAGCGAGUGGUUAUUAGCUUGUAUCAAAAGUUUUUCGCGAAAAUGGUCAAGAGCCUGGUUAGAUGGGUUCUCAUAAAGUUCUUUGGUGUCCCUGCUGAAGUUUUCGAUUUAAUCGACAAGGUUGGCGAUUUGAGUAAACUUGGCGAUUUGAGUAGGCUUGGCGAUUUGAGUAGGCUUGGCGAUUUGAGUAGGCUUGGCGAUUUGAGUAAACUUGGAGAUUUGAGUAAUCUUGGAGGUUUGGCUACCGAGUUGCCCGGUUCUGGAGUGCUGAGUACUGCGUCGGGAUUCCUCAAACAAGCCUCGUCGAACCCGGUCACAGGCUUCCAAGUUGUGGACGGUGUCCAGCACGCCGGAGCGGUUGAUGCCACAACCAAGAUCGAUGGUCUUAUAUCCCCAUUCUUCAAGCAGGCUACAUCCGUAGCCACAUCGGUCGGCCAAAUCGCUUCAGGAGUGGCCAGUGGCGCCGCUCCCGAUGUCCAACAUACUGGACUGAUUAGUGCCCCUGCAGGAUUCAUCAAGCAGAUCAAGUCCGAAGCCAUCUCGACCGUCCAAAAUGCUUCUGAGGUAGCUCAGGGUCUGGCUACCACUGGAUUCAUCACACAGCUCGCGUCCGGACCUAUUGCAGUCACGCAAAGGUCUCUGGAGGUCCAACAUCAAGUAGAGGAGCCUUCAUUGGCACAAACCGUCUUCGACAUCGUCGAGCCAACAGUCGAAAAAUGUGCAGUUUCGGUUUGGCGCAAACUGAACCGAAUCCCUCUCUUCCCACAAGUAGCUUCGGUAGCCGUCCCGACUGCCGCCUUUUUCACCGGAAUUUACAACGAGGCGGUGGCUAUCGGUGCCAAGAAGGGUUACAUGGUCGCCACGUUUUUGCCGUUGGUUCCUACUGAGAAGAUUGCCAAGGUGUUCAGUGGAGGGAAAUAUGAUUAGUUUACAUAAUAGUAAUUAUAUGAAAUAUAUAUUUCUCGUGGCAGAUGUAAUACCAUAAUAAAUCCACUGUCACUAU
Molecule: messenger RNA, 2787 nt
Organism: Hibiscus syriacus
Lineage: Eukaryota; Viridiplantae; Streptophyta; Magnoliopsida; Malvales; Malvaceae
Exons: 12
Coding region: 168-2711 (847 amino acids)
Source: RefSeq, a predicted model, not a curated record